Epinephelus moara (kelp grouper) is the source of this 1581-nucleotide messenger RNA. RefSeq names its product alpha-1-antiproteinase-like. Gene Ontology annotation, molecular function: serine-type endopeptidase inhibitor activity. Bases 116 to 529 code for a protein of 137 amino acids. Gene Ontology annotation, biological process: negative regulation of endopeptidase activity. The transcript has 2 exons. NCBI's taxonomy places the organism in Eukaryota, Metazoa, Chordata, Actinopteri, Perciformes, Serranidae. The record is from RefSeq and is a predicted model, not a curated record.
AUCUCUUAGGACAGAGGAGGCUGAACCUUGUUAAUUUUUAAUAAAUGUGUCAGCUGACUCUCUUCGAUCUCCUGAUAAAGAUGAACUUUCUACCAGACUGCACCAGAAGACGUUCAUGGCUGUAAAGAUGCGUGGGAUCUUUUGUGCACUCGCAGCACUGCUGCUGGCUGCAGCAUGGGCAGACCACCAACACCACCAUGGCUCUGAUCACAGCCACGAGGGAGAGCUGAGCUGCCACAAGCUGUCGUCUCCCAAUGCUGACUUUGCCUUUGCCCUCUACAAAAGUCUGAAUGCCCACACUGCUGCUGGAAAGAACAUCUUCUACUCGCCACUGGGCAUCUCCACCGCCCUGUCCAUGAUGUCUACAGGGGCCGGUGGUGAAACCCACAGCCAGCUGUUCUCCAGCUUGGGCUACAGCACCUUAAACCAGACUCAGGUCAAUGAAGCAUACGAGCAUCUUUUCCACAUGUAUGGACACAGCCAGGAGGAUCAUAUAUACGGGACGCAUUUGCCCCCGUUACCAUUUUAGCUCAUUUCGUGCCUCAAUACUGAACCAAUUUUAGAACGAGUGGUACCCAUGAAUCAUACGCACACAUACACAUGGGGAAAUAGAGUCCAGGUUGAAAAAUACCGAAGUUAUCCUUUAAGGAUCCAUUUUUGAUAAUCCGCACCCAUGCAUACCCAUAAAGCUCAGUACCAGAACCGACCUUUACCCGUCAUUAUGUCUGAGUCAAAGCCGCACCUGCUCACACCCAUUAAAAAAAGUCCCGCAACCCAACCCUCAUGAUUAAACACAGACAGAAUACAGUCCCUCACAUUAAGGUGGGUUCUCCGUCCUUGAAUUCCAAAUCCAGCGGAGGAGACGUCUCUUUCACUGGAUGGUGAAAACAUUCAAUCACUGCCAGGUUAGGAAACAUUUUAGCAUGCUCCUUCCACCACCAUCAAACCUCCAAAGGAUCCCCUUUAGGUGUCUUGAACUCCAUGUAGGCUGCCACCUCAUCCCCGGGCUGCAAGUUUUCAUGGCUGGAGUCCUCCACCUCGGUGACCAAUGUGACGACAGUGUCAAUGGUUUGACCUGUGUCACUGACUUUCACAGUAAAAGGAUUUGUGGCUUGAUAAUAGUGAUUAAGAUAUCAAAAUAUUACACUCAUACUGCACAUCUUUUUACUUUGUUCCAUUCUGAAAUAGAGAAAAUAUAUUUUUGUUGUCACACACUGCCUGUAAUGUUCUCUUUAGCUGUUAUUGUGUUUGUGUUAAUUUCCUGUUUUAUUUUGAAAUCCUGUUGUUUUUGGUUGAUGUCUAGUUUUACUUCCUGUCUUUGUUCUUUUCCCGCCUUUUGAUCACUCACCUGUGACUGAUUGGUAAUCACCUUCACCUGUGUAUAUAUACCAUGUGUUUUCACCAGCCCUCUGCCAGAUUACCAUUGUCUCCCAGUGUGUUCAUGCUUUCCAGCCCUGUGGAUCUAGUUUUGUUUGCCUGUGGUUUUUUUUGGACUUUGAAGACUUUUGGAAUGUUACUCUUGGAAUUGCCUUCCUUUGGAUUCUGCUUGAAUUUUUGAGUAAAGAACUUUGACUUUCUGCA